Hymenoscyphus albidus is the source of this 359-nucleotide messenger RNA. The record is from the annotation of a GenBank genome assembly. Lineage: Eukaryota; Fungi; Ascomycota; Leotiomycetes; Helotiales; Helotiaceae.
AUGUAUGUACCCUCCACCACACUAUCAGUUAAUUUGACUGCUAUUACCAUCUCUUCAUAUGAGUAUGAUGUAAGUCGUCGGGUCAAGUCCUGGUUUACAAUCGUGUUUUGUAGAGUCUUGCUAGCCUAGAUUCUUAUGGUGCGCGUGAUAUGAGCAAACAAGACGGAAUAAAAGUCCUGAUUCAUUAUUCUUAGUCGUACACAUACAGAAGAGAUUUCGCAGCAAGCUACCAGAGUAUCAAAUACUACGUAAUCUAUGCUGAGCCACUAGUCCUAAUCCCAUUCACUACUUUGAAAAGCGAGUAUGCAGUAGGAACCUCGUAUACGAGCCAAGCACCUGCAGGAUCAUGUACAUAUUAG